Lactuca virosa is the source of this 426-nucleotide messenger RNA. Lineage: Eukaryota; Viridiplantae; Streptophyta; Magnoliopsida; Asterales; Asteraceae. The record is from the annotation of a GenBank genome assembly.
AUGAACUCAAAUCCUGAUAUCGUUCCAAGUUUCCUAGAACUACUCAGAGUCUUACCUGAGGAAGUUUUUAAUUACAAAAUAGUUGCACGUCCUGAUAGACAUAGAAAAUUUGAAAAUGAACUUGCCUCUACAAUGGAUGUUGCUCUUGGGAUUUUGACUGCAUGUUUAAAUAUUCCAGAAUUAAAAGAACAGGUAAAGUUGAUGGAAGAAAGGAAUAUGAAGCCACUUGAUUUAAAUCUUGCAGCAUUAUCAGCAAGAUGCAGUAAAGACUUGGAGUUGAAUUUGGCUAAGUCAUUAUUGAGUGAGAUGGGCCAAUGUACAACUGCUUAUCCAUAUAAUCAGCUGUUUGGAGCAUUAGUCUUAAAGAAUUAUGAAAGGCAAGAUGCAACUUUACUUAGUUGGAAUUUGAUGUACAUAGUAGAUUAG